Molecule: messenger RNA, 1448 nt
Organism: Oryza sativa Japonica Group (Japanese rice)
Lineage: Eukaryota; Viridiplantae; Streptophyta; Magnoliopsida; Poales; Poaceae
Source: RefSeq, a predicted model, not a curated record
CCUCCAAACGGAAUCACACCUCUCAUCCUCUGCUUUCCGCAAAAGCCAUCACCACCACCACCACCGCCUCUUCUUCCUCCUCCUCCGCGUACAAGAACCUCUCCCCGCGUGCGCCCAGCACACACACCUGCGCCUCAUCUAGACAGGCAGUCGAUCGAUCAGUCAGUCGCCAUCAAUGCCGCCGCGGCGGGGGAUCGAGGUCCGGCAGGCGGUCGGCGACGGAGCAGCGCCGAGGUGGCGCAUGUCGCUGCUGGAGAACACGUUCAGCUCGUUCCUGCAGUCGAUCGGCGGCGGCGUGGCGGCGGACGGGGCGGCGGCGAGGGCCGUGUUCGGGGAGGGGUCGCUGUUCAGCCCCUUCCUGUUCGGCAAGUUCUUCGACCCGGCCGACGCCUUCCCGCUGUGGGAGUUCGAGCCGGAGGUGCUGCUCGCCGCGCUCCGCCGCGGGGCCAGGACCACCGUCGACUGGGCCGAGACGGACUCCGAGUACUACCUCAGAGCUGACAUACCAGGUGGGAGGAAAUGCGACGUGGAGGUGAGCGGCGACGACGCCAUGAGGGUGGUCGACGUCAGCGGGCUGUGGCGGGCGGCGCCGCCGCCGCCUCCGCCGGACGGCCGGGACUGGCGCGCCGGGCGGUGGUGGGAGCACGGCUUCGUCCGGCGCGUCGAGCUGCCGGAGGACGCGGACUGGAGGAAAGUGGAGGCCUUCUUCGACGACGGCGAGGGGUUGCUCGAGAUCAAGGUGCCCAAGUCCGGCGACGCCCACCAAGCGGCGGCCGCCACCGCCUGAGAAUCCUAACCUCGCCGGCGUCGCCGCGCGAUUGGAGAGAGCAAAUUAUUCUUCUUCUGAGUUCUGACAGUGACGGUGAAGAUGGCACAAAACUUGAUAAGAAUUUCUCAAAGAUAUGGAGGGACCAAAAAGUGAGCAAAGAUCAUCUCACACAUGUUGCAUAUGCAUUAACGUCCAAUCCAUGUGCCUGCAGAUGAUUUGUACUAGUACUAAUGUGUUAGCUUACCGUUAAAAAUGGAUCAUUAAUUAGCAUCGUGCAUAUGCAUCAGCAUCACAGUCACAGCAUCGCUGUCGAAUUGGUCGACGAUAAAAUGGGUCAUCGAGAUCAUAAAUUCGAUUCCGGAAUACAUGAACAUAUAUACAUAUCUAGGUCGCUGCUUUGAGAAAGUUGGAUUCUUCCAUUUUCUUUCGGCCAUGAUGUCUCGCUAUCACCCCGUUCUUUUUUCUCUCCCAGUGGCGGCAGAUGAGAAUCGGAAUUGACGAAAGCAAGACUGCUUUUUCUUCAGAUCUUCAGGUAAUUGUACCGCGUCGAAACUUUGAUUGGCCUGAUGGCUGAUGGCACUCAUCAUUUUGGUCACUGGAUUGCUUUAGAUUUUUGGUCACUGGAUUGAUUUAGAUUUUCAGCAAAUAAAUAAAAAAAAUAAAAAAGCAUUUUUUUUCA